AUGGCUCGAAGACUGCGGGGGAUCCUGGGGAAGGUGGGGGGAGCUACCCGACGGGCGAUGCUCCCUUUUCCUCGUGCUCCCUUGCUCACGUUAAAUCAGAGGUGGUCCGAUGGAUUUGGCGUUCGUGACUUGUCUCCCGAGUCGGCAAAGGCCUCGAGACUUUCUACGUCUUCGAGUGCUCACUAUCUUGCCACCCCUGGGAUCCGUGCUCUCUCUUCCCGAGGUGCUCCUCCGAGGAGACAGGCGGGUCACGGAUACUCUCCGAGUGAGCGAGGAGUGCGAAAUGUGAGCGCCAGACCAAUUCAAACCUGCGAAACUCAAGCACUGCAACCGACCUGCGAGCUGGAAGAGACGUCAGGGAGUUUUCGAAGAUGUGAGGCCCUGAGGCUGAGAUGA
Coprinopsis cinerea okayama7#130 is the source of this 396-nucleotide messenger RNA. RefSeq lists its product as hypothetical. NCBI's taxonomy places the organism in Eukaryota, Fungi, Basidiomycota, Agaricomycetes, Agaricales, Psathyrellaceae. The coding region runs from base 1 to 396 and encodes 131 amino acids. The record is from RefSeq and is a predicted model, not a curated record. The transcript is spliced from 5 exons.